AUGUCGAAGUUUGACUUGAACAUUCAAGAAACGUAUAUCAUUUUGGAAGCAGCUCUUGAGCCAUCUAAAAUGGGAAUUCCGCUCCCUUGGUUAUGGUUCAUGUUCGGCAAAGUAUCGCUACUAUUGCACCAAAUAGCUAAUCCCUACGUAUGUAGUCGUUCCGAUCCUCAGGACCCUAGUUAUAAAACGAUCAAGUGGAGCGGUAUCCAAAACUCAUUGGAAGAAGCACAAUCCGACGUCCUACUCUUGCUCGACUGUUGCUCAUCGGGCACUGCAGAUACAGGGGACGGCUGCGGAACCACAGAGCUUAUUGCUGCUUGCGGUUUCAAUGAUGUUGCAAAUGGCGUCGGAUCUCAUUCAUUCACCUCUGCUCUGAUAACAGAGCUAAAAUUAUUAAUAUCAAAUCCGAAAUUUACUGCAGCUGUGUUGUACAGUAGAAUUCUGUGCCGAGUUCAGAACUGGAUGCCUAAGGGGAGGGAGUUGCAAAAAGCUCCGUUGCAUGUUGUUCUUACCCAGAAUCCAGCGUUGCCAUCCAGCAUACAACUUUCAGUGAAACCGAGGCCAAUCAGUCCGUCACUCGACCCCUCCCAGUCCCCGGGCUCUGCAAGUCCAGCUUCGCGUUCGAGUAAUCAGAUGACUGAUUGCGAUCAAGGAUCCGGUUCAUCACCUAUGUCAAGCCUCCUGUCAGCCGAAGCACAGUUUCCCAGAAUUUUGCUGAGUGUGAGACUCAAGGAAGAUUUGGUGCCGGCCUCAUCUGCUGAUUUGUUUGCCGAUUGGCUUCGCACGAUGCCCAUUAUUGUCGAGUCUUUCAAUGUUGAAGCUGGCUUUCGCAGUUUUUCAACGUUGUUAUUCGUUUCAAUGUCAACACCAAUUUGGGUUUGCUUGGGAAGGGAUGCCGCCAUUAGUCUUGUAGGUAUCAUAAGAAAAGAGACCAAUGCAGAGUCGGGUCCUAUACCGACUUCCUUGCGAGCGCAACUGGCCGAGAGCAAGCUUAUUCGGCCAUUGGAAACAGAACAUCCACCGUCAGUCCCGACAGCUGAUAAGCCCUCCACUUCAGCUUCUCUUGAACAGUCCUCAACGGAAACACUAACUCUUCCCAAACCUGGCGAUCAUUACUCCUUGCUCUCCUCUGAAACCGACACCGCCCCCGUAAUUCCUUCUUCUGUCCAUAUCGACAAAGUGCAAACCCCCUCCGCAAUAUCAGACAUUGCCUUCGCCCCCGAAAUCUCUUUCGAUUAUGAUUAUCCUAUGAAGUCCAGAGCUUUUGGGGAAGCAAUGCGUGUACUCCACAAGAGUCGUGAAGUUAUUGUAAUGGAGGGCCUUGAAAGUGGCUUAUCGGUGAUCGAGGAACCUAACUUGAGACGAAAAUUUGAUGAACUUUCCCGAGCGAUAGAAGUCUUGUACAAGGAGGAAGUAAGAUUAUCAAGAACACAGGAAGUGAAUAAGAAGAUGUGA
This is a messenger RNA of Sclerotinia borealis F-4128, 1455 nucleotides long. Lineage: Eukaryota; Fungi; Ascomycota; Leotiomycetes; Helotiales; Sclerotiniaceae. The record is from the annotation of a GenBank genome assembly.